Messenger RNA from Osmerus eperlanus (European smelt), 2998 nucleotides. RefSeq lists its product as uncharacterized. Bases 1649 to 2341 code for a protein of 230 amino acids. NCBI's taxonomy places the organism in Eukaryota, Metazoa, Chordata, Actinopteri, Osmeriformes, Osmeridae. The record is from RefSeq and is a predicted model, not a curated record. The transcript has 5 exons.
GGCACUGAAAUAGCCUGGCUCUCCAAGGAAUAUGGCAACGUUGGCAUCGUCAGUCAAGUAAAGACUGCUACCGGUGACCUAAUAAAGAAGCACAUUUUGUUAUAGUAACUACAAAGCUGGGGCAGCACGAUAGUGUACUGUAGCUACUAAACACGUGACUAGCUAACAAACGGUUGCAAAACAAAAGCGUAUGUUCUUUACAUACUUCAUGGGUAAAAAAAACAGUUACUAUUCUUUAUAGGCUACUUUCUUUAACAACAGUGUGGACAUAUUUUUCUGAAAGAACAGUGGGCUGGGUUGGACCAACUGGGUCCACGAUGUAUAAUUACUAAGAUAGCUAGCAGUUAUUUCUGACACCCGAGCCCACGCUGAAAUUAGAGGUUAGUUAGCUAAGCAAGUUAGCUCUAGCUAACUUUAGCUAGCAACUGCCCCUUCAUUCAAAAUCCAAUGAUUUAACAAAAUGCCUGAAAUAUGCGGGUGAUCUUCUCGACCUGCAUGUCCUCCUGUUUAAAAGUCAGACUUUUGCUGCCGCGGUAGAGGAUAUAUGUAUCCAUAUUACUAUUUUUUAUAAAGGUAGCUAGCCUAACUUUUUUGUUGCACGUUGACGAUGGUGAUGGUGAGUUCUUGCCAGUGUUGCGCGGUCAUAUUUGUCAUGUGUUGGAGUUCUAACUAUAAUCAGAGAAUAAUGUUGAGGGGGCACGUUCGGUAACUUCAUACACUGUUUUAUUUUUCAGUACACAUAUACAUUAAAUUAAUCCAAUAGUAGGCUACCUUAAUUAUUAUAAUUUUUUUUCAAUGUUUAAAAGAUUUAAUUAAAAACCUAUUGAGCGGGAGAACCAUGGUUUUAGCAGACCCUGUGUCAGUACAGCGUUUCUACUGAAUGUUUAAGAAUCAGAUUUUGGGCUGGAAAUCGGAUCUUAGAUCUGCAGCUAUAAAACAAUAAUAAUAAUUAACACAUUAAGUUAGCUUUGAACAGGCGACCGGUUACAUAGACUACAUACAGGAAGUUCAUGUGACACUAGACUCAACGUACCAGGCUCUGAACGUACCUCAAGUAGGCCUACCUAUGAACCAUAGAUAACGGCAAAAUAUUGAAGCCUGCAAUAUGAAUUCACCAACACUUGAACCCUUCCGCGAGGUUAUUAAAGAAAUGAAGAUGCAAGGGAAGACAUACAAAGAAAUGUCGACAUUCCUGACUUCCACUGGUGUCCAAAGAGGUUGUUCUAUAGACAACAUAAAGCGGUUUUGUGCUGACAAUAACUUUUUAAAAAGUGUUGUGUCGUUCACUCAUUUGGAAUUGGCCAAAGGUAUACAGGAGGUGGGUACACAAGAAGUAUGUUUCUCUGUGUCAUGAACCACAGAACUAAAUGUAUAUAUUAAAUAUUCGUGGAAGUUUUUAAUGAUGGACACACUACCUGGUGCUUACAGACCCUAAAAGUAAUUUGUUUCAAUACAUUUAUGCAAAAUGUAUGUGUGUGUAUAUGACACAUGUGAAAAUAUGAACUUAUAUGUAAAUAUGUUUAGGAAUAUGUAUAUUGAAAUAAAACUUUAUAUAUGUUUAGAUUUUAUAUUGAAUGUGAAGUAAAUAUUCAUAUCACCACUAUAUGAAAAAGGUCACAUAAAGAAAGCUUCUGUUAAAGUUUGUCUAAUGUCUAUUGGUGUGUUUGUCACUAUGUCACAACAGACCGGACCCACGUUUGGACGUAAAAUGAUGACUGGGUACCUGACCACCAAGGGUAUUCAUGCGUCUGAGGGUCGAGUUGGGGCUGCGCUAAGAUCAGUCCAGCAACCAAACCACGAAGCACGCUGUCAUGGGGCACGGAACUUAAACCCAUUACCCUACCAUGCUGAAUACAUGGGUCACAAGCUUCACAUGGACCAGAAUGAAAAGUUGGUGAUGUUUGGGGCCACACAUGUCUUGGCCAUUGAUGGCUUGACUUCUAAGAUUGUUGGUCAUUCAACCAUGCCUGUGAAAAAUAACCUCAUAAUUUCUGAGAAUGUUUACAGACCAGCGGUUUUGGAAUAUGGAAUGUGGGAUCAAGUAAGGGUAGACCACGGGAAAGAGUUUUACCUGACUCUAUUUAUCCAACAACAACUGUCAGGUUACAGAAACAACCUGGACAGAGCACCUUACCUACAAACCAAAUCAACAAGGAAUCACAGAAUUGAGCGGAUUUGGCCUGAAAUGAACAACAGGGUCAACUACCCAAUAAAGACAGCUUUAGUCAAUCUACUUGACCAAGAGCGGAUCAACAUGGAAGACAGUACUGUGAGGUUCUGUGUUUCUAAUCUGACAUGUCAGAUUGCCAGCAUUGGGAUCAACAGAGUUGUGGACUCAUGAAAUGCCCAUAGAAUUCCAGGCAGAGGAGUUCCAAACAUAUUGGCACAACUGUGUCAAGAAGGUCACAGAGGAUCUCCUACCCUGUGCCUCAGCAGCAGCGGAUCUUUAUGAGGCAGACACCAGAUCGUCAUUGACCAGAUCCUCAACAUUUGGCAUCUACCCAUUUGGAAAUGCAGAAGAGCAAGCCCAAGUGGAGAGACACUUUGAAGAACAGUUUCCAGACAUGAGUCAUUUAUGACAAUGUAAUAAACAAUACAUAUACGCCCUUCCAGGAUGCUCUUAUGCAUCUGAUCCAUCUUACUCAACUGUAAACCUAUGAAAAGAUAACUUCCUCUUUCCCAGAGACAAACAACUGCAUGGAUACACACACACAAACGCGUUAACACCCUUAACAUCUGUUGUUGCCUUAUUAAGUGUUGACAUAUACAGUUUGUAUAUAAAAAAAGUUCCAAGUUCAACGCCAUGUUGCCCUUUUGCAUUUGUCUGUAAUAAAAUUGAUUUGAAACCUGAAAUGACCCUUCUUCAGAAAUGAUAUUUUUUAUAAAGUUUAAGUGCAUGAAUGUUUGUUUGGAUUUCAGAGUUCUUAAAUGAAUGUAGUAUAACUAGCACAUGUAUCUGGAUAUAUUUAAGAUACAGUAUUUCAUGCAGAAAGAGAAG